Messenger RNA from Phaeodactylum tricornutum CCAP 1055/1, 576 nucleotides. RefSeq lists its product with no specific name. Gene Ontology annotation, biological process: N-terminal peptidyl-methionine acetylation. The record is from RefSeq and is a predicted model, not a curated record. Gene Ontology annotation, cellular component: Golgi membrane. The annotation marks the transcript as partial. The transcript has a single exon. Lineage: Eukaryota; Bacillariophyta; Bacillariophyceae; Surirellales; Neidiaceae. Gene Ontology annotation, molecular function: protein-N-terminal amino-acid acetyltransferase activity; histone acetyltransferase activity.
AGAACGAAGCUUGUUUUGCGUCCGAUCCAUCCCUCCGAUCGCCAGGAAAUUCAAACUUUACAUGAAACAUGGUUCCCGGUCCGGUAUCAGGACGACUUUUACGAGGAGCUGGUCAAUCAUCGAAUGGUCAAUACAGGGAAUUCCUUGUUCACCAGUUGCUGCGUCUUGCAGCAUUCGGACUUGGAAGCGUGCGGGAAGGAAGAGAUUGCUGCCUGCGUGGUUGGUGCUUUUGUAAACCGUACCAAGCUAUCGGACGAAUUGCAAUCUUUGCUCAUUUCAAACCCAGAGCGCUACACGCAACUAUUUUACAUUAUGACUUUGGGUACGGUCACGCACUAUCGGCAAUCUGGUUUGGGUACCACCAUGAUACAACGAUGCAUCGAGGAAGUAGAACGACAUCCCGAAUGCGGUGUUCUAUAUCUUCAUGUGAUUACUUUUAACGAACCAGCCAUUCGCUUUUACGAGAAACUUGGUUUCUACCGCGUUCAAGAAAUACCCGACUACUACACAAUUGACGAUGUCAACCAUAGCUGCUACCUGUAUGCGCGAUAUUUUAAUGGUAUGCAAAAAUGUUGU